AUGGCAGUGGACGACGUGUUCUUCCUGCCGGUCUACGUGGGCUAUCUGGUGGUGCUCGGCUUUGGCGGCCUGCUGGCCGUGAUAACGGCCGGGCUGGUCCACCUCGUGUCGAGCGUGGACGGCAAGACACAGGCCACCGCCGAGGGGUUCAGCACAGCAGACCGCAACGUUAAAACCGGCCUCAUGGCGUCCGUGUUGGUGUCGCAGUGGACGUGGGCAGCUACAAUCCUGCAGUCCACGUCGGUUGCCUACCUCUACGGCAUCAGCGGCUCGUUCUGGUACGCCGCCGGCGCCACAGUGCAGGUGCUACUGUUCGGCAUUGUGGCCAUCAGCGUGAAGCGAAAGGCGCCCAACGCCCACACGUUCCCCGAGAUCAUCAAGGCCAGAUUCGGGACCAAUCUGGCGCACAAGGUGUUCCUGGGUUUUGCCUUCCUGACCAACCUCCUGGUGACGCAGAUGUUGUUGCUCGGAGGCGCCGCGGCCGUGCACCAGUUCACCGGCAUGCAUGUGUGGGCCGCCGCCGCGCUCAUUCCUGUCGGCGUGAUCAUCUACACCAUGAUGGGAGGCCUGAGAGCGGCCUUCCUGGCGGCGUACAUGAACACGGCGUUCGUGUUCGUGCUGCUGCUGGUCAUCACGUUCACGCUGUACCUCACCGACAACGUGCUGGGCGGGCCUUCGGGCAUCUACGACCGGCUGGCCGCCGUCACCGCCCACACGCCGGUCAUCGGCAACGCCGGCGGCUCCUACCUCACCAUGGCCUCCCUCGAAGGAGGAUUCUUUGGAAUCAUCAACAUUGUGGUCAACUUCGGUACGGUGUUCGUGGAUCAGAGCUACUGGCAGAGCGCCAUCGCCUCCAAGCCGUCUGCUGCGGUCAAGGCCUUCCUGCUGGGGGGCCUGGUGUGGUUCGCCAUCCCCUUCACCCUGGCCACCUCGCUCGGUCUAGCCGGCGUCGCGCUCGGCCUCGAGCUCCCCGAGUACAAGGUGCGGCAGGGAAUCGUGGGUCCGCUCGUGGUGGAGCUCCUGCUGGGCAAGGCCGGCGCCCUCGGCUUCCUGCUUAUGCUCUUCAUGGCCGUCGUCUCCACUGGUGCGGCCGAGUGCAUGGCCGUGUCGUCGUUGAUCACGUUCGACAUUUUCCGCUCUUACAUCAGGCCCGAGGCCUCGCCGACGGCGACGCUGCUGGUGAUCCGGGGGUCCAUCGUGGGCUACGGCGUGUUCAGCAGUCUCCUGGCCCUCGUGCUGGUCCACUUUGGGUUCAGCUUGGGCUACGUCUACAUGCUCACCGGCAUCCUCAUCGGCUCCGCCGUGAUUCCCAUUUCUAUGCUUGUGCUGUGGGGCAAGAUGAGCGAGAUCGCUUCAGUCGUCGGCGCCAUCGUAGGGAUGCUGCUGGGUAUUGCGGCGUGGCUGCUCACGGCGGGGGUCAUGUACGGCGAGGUCACGCUGGAGACGACGGCCCACAACGAGCCCUUCCUGGCGGGCAACCUGACGUCGAUCGUGAGCGGCGGCCUCAUCUGCCUCAUCGUCUCCCUCGUCAGGCCCGACAACUUUGACUUCAGUCUCAUGCGCGACUCCAUCGCCCUGGUCGAAGACAAGCACCACCACCACGACGGCCACCACGAUGACGUCAUGGUUGAUGAGGAGGACGAAGACGGCGAGAAGGUCCACCUGCUCUACGACCAGAAGAACAAGAACAAGAACAAGAAGAUGACUGAGUCGGUGGACGACGAAGCGGAGCUCGAGGCGGCGGUGGCGGCGGCGAGCGAAGAGGACAACGACGAGAUGUUGAAGAAGGCGCUGAAGGUGAGCAUCAUCGGCGGGUCGGUGCUGGCGUCGGUGCUGGUCAUCGCCUGGCCGGCGCCGCUGGUCCUCUCCGGCUAUGUCUUCUCCAAGACCUUCUUCUACGGCUGGGUGACCCUGUCGCUGACGUGGGGCGUCGUGGCCGGCACCAUCAUCAUCAUCCUCCCGUGGUGGGAGUCGCGCGACACCCUCGCCAAGGUCUUCAACAAGUUCACCAAGACCGCCUGA
Acanthamoeba castellanii str. Neff is the source of this 2022-nucleotide messenger RNA. Its product is annotated as solute carrier family protein. The coding region runs from base 1 to 2022 and encodes 673 amino acids. The record is from RefSeq and is a predicted model, not a curated record. Gene Ontology annotation, molecular function: urea transmembrane transporter activity. Gene Ontology annotation, biological process: urea transmembrane transport. NCBI's taxonomy places the organism in Eukaryota, Discosea, Longamoebia, Acanthamoebidae. The transcript is spliced from 11 exons. Gene Ontology annotation, cellular component: plasma membrane.